UGUACUUGAAACAGGAAAUACCCUAGGAAGUAGCAAUCUGGUCAGUAAUCAGACAUUCUCUGGUGAUAUUUACGCAAGUAAAUUGACAAUUUUUCCCGUGUUAGUAGGUAUACCACCUGUUAAUCAAAAUGGGGAAAAGGCAACAUCAAAAAGAUAAAAUGUAUAUUACCUGUUCGGAGUAUACCCACUUCUAUGGAGGGAAAAGAACAGUAAUUCCACAGGCCAACUUCAAACGUCUUCCCUUUGACCACUGCAGUUUGUCUCUCCAGCCAUUUGAAUAUCCCAUGUGCACGAAAGAAGGCGUUGUUUUUGAUCUAAUGAGCAUAGUGCCAUGGUUAAAGAAGUAUGGUACAAACCCUAUCUCUGGAGAGAAACUGGAGGCAAAGGACCUUGUGAAGCUGAACAUUAGCAAGAACAGCGAAGGCAAAUAUCACUGCCCUGUCCUCUACUCCGUCUUCACCAACAACUCCCACAUUGUUGCCAAUAGGGUCACAGGCAAUGUGUACUCUAAUGAGGCUGUGGAGCAGCUCAACAUCAAGACCAAAUCCUUCAAAGAUCUUCUUACUGAUGAGCCAUUUACACGCCAGGACCUUAUCACCUUACAGGACCCGACCAAUCUGGAUAAGUUCAACGUGUCCGACUUUUUCCACGUGAAAAACAAUCUGAAAGUCCUUGAUCCAGAUGAGGAGAAGGCCAAGCUGGACCCGGCCUACCACCUAAAGACCACCAACCUGGAGACGCGUGAGACCCUGGCUGAGCUCUACAGGGACUACAAGGGGGACGAGCUGCUGGCCGCCUCCAUGAAGGAGCCCGAGGCCAAGAAGACUGACAAGCUCAAUGCCGCCCACUACUCCACCGGUCGGGUGUCGGCCUCCUUCACCUCCACUGCCAUGACUCCUGCCACGACCCAUGUAGCAGAUGCCAUCGCUGAUGAUACGGUCCGCUUCCAGUACGUGAAGAAGAAGGGCUAUGUGCGUCUGCACACCAACAAGGGCGAUAUCAACCUGGAGCUGCACUGCGAUAAGGUACCCAAAGCAGGCGAGAACUUCAUCAAGCUGUGCAAGAAGGGCUAUUACAACGACACGAUCUUCCACCGCUCCAUCCGUAACUUCAUGAUCCAAGGGGGGGACCCCACUGGCACUGGUACAGGAGGUGAAUCGGCUUGGGGGAAGCCAUUCAAGGAUGAGUUCCGACCCAACCUCUCCCACACUGGCCGUGGCAUCCUCAGUAUGGCCAACUCGGGGCCCAACACCAACAAGUCCCAGUUCUUCAUCACGUUCCGUUCCUGCACCUACCUGGACAGAAAGCACAGUGUGUUCGGCAGAGUGGUGGGGGGGUUUGAGACUCUCACUGCCAUGGAGAACGUGGAGAGUGAUCCCAAGACAGACCUGCCCAAGAGUGAAAUUAAGUUGCUGACCGCGACUGUGUUUGUGGACCCAUACGAGGAAGCAGAUGCACAGAUUGCGGCGGAGCGGGAGAAGGAGGUGCAGCAGCAGCAGCAGGAGCAAGCGGACGCUGCUGCCGCCCAGAGCCGAGCCAAGGAGGAGAAGCAGCCCAAGACAUUCAGGCCCGGCGUGGGCAAGUACAUCAACAUGGCUGCCAAGAAGCGCCCCGGGGACAACGAGAAGCCCUCCACCAGUGAGGCGGCGUCAGCAUCGGCGGCCAAGAAGCCCAAAGGCAGGACCGGGUUCGGGGACUUCAGCUCCUGGUGACGAGGCUCUCCACGCUGGUCCUGCUUGUUUUUAUCUUUCGCAUGAGCUCACCGAUGCUGUCACAGGCUCCUGUCCUGAUUGGGCAGUUGUCUCCGGGGCUCUUGUUGUUCAACGGCUCUCGGUGGGUGCGCACGUCAGAGCCGUCGCCAUGACGACGGCCGAUGCCCGUGCUAAGGGCUCUCGUCGUGGCAGGGUGCUGCGUGGGAUGCUCAUCAGUGGCGGUGACGCCAUUGCUGGAGAGAGUGCCGCCGUGAGCCCAUGCAUGUCCGCCUGCCCCUAACCUUUCUAGCUGCCCGGCCAUAUGACACACGGCAGUCAGCCUCUCCAGAGGCACACAAAAAAAGCCCAGACGCAGAAGAGAUUUCAUAACACCUGCUUUUACUUUAAAACACACACUGGCUUUCCUGGCAGAUUGUAGCCGAUAUGAUUUUUCUUUACUACCCCAGACACUGGAAAAAACAGAUUGUGAUACUAACUUUAAUACUUUCCUUGGUCACAGAUGCAGUGCAGUCAUGGGGGCAAAAAAGUGAAAAUAUUUCAUCUUAGAAAAUAAGUGUUUAACCUGGAUUGACCCUGUAUUCCAGAGUCAAUCCAUCAUAGAAUGAAAUCUUUUUUUUGUGUUCAUUCAUAGAGCCUACAGUUUCCCAGAGAUGCGUUAGUAUCACACAAAGUGUAUGCAUUAACUCAGCAUGUAACUUUGGGUAAAAGAAUGUGCUUAAACAAAUACAUGUUAAUGUCAUGUAAAAAAGCACUUCAGUUCUGAGAAGACAGACUCUGUUUCAUCCCAUGCAAUUGGAGCACACUGGAAGCACAGCCAAGUUUGUCAGAUUCAACUUUCUAUUACAUCUGAUCACAGUUGCACUUUCCCCAGUGUUUUCACUUUCUCUGGGCUUUUGUGUGUGUGUGUGUGUGUGUGUGUUGGUGUGUGUUUUUUGUUCUAAAGAGGUUAAAUGGAGACUGUAAGACAGGUGUCAAUUGCGCUCAAGCCUUAUCAG
Messenger RNA from Alosa alosa (allis shad), 2707 nucleotides. RefSeq names its product peptidylprolyl isomerase (cyclophilin)-like 2 (gene ppil2). Gene Ontology annotation, cellular component: catalytic step 2 spliceosome. The record is from RefSeq and is a predicted model, not a curated record. NCBI's taxonomy places the organism in Eukaryota, Metazoa, Chordata, Actinopteri, Clupeiformes, Clupeidae. The transcript has 21 exons. Gene Ontology annotation, molecular function: ubiquitin-ubiquitin ligase activity; peptidyl-prolyl cis-trans isomerase activity. Bases 129 to 1712 code for a protein of 527 amino acids. Gene Ontology annotation, biological process: protein folding; protein polyubiquitination; protein peptidyl-prolyl isomerization.